Molecule: messenger RNA, 1101 nt
Organism: Acanthosepion pharaonis
Lineage: Eukaryota; Metazoa; Mollusca; Cephalopoda; Sepiida; Sepiidae
Source: the annotation of a GenBank genome assembly
AUGGGGCAAAGCUGCUUUUUUUUCUGUAAUCGUCGCAUGUCAACCAUUCUGCCAUCUUUAUUUUCCUACCUGUUGUUUUGGCCCUCGUCAACUGCUCACUUUAUAUAUUUAUAUAUUUCUAACUUACACCAUCUUUAUCACUUUUUUCCUCGUCUCUCCUUUCUCACGUUAUUCUCUAUAAUUCUCUCUCUCUCUCUCUCUCUCUUUCUCUCUCUCUCCCCACCAUAUCUGUUUUCACAAACAUUCUCAUUUUUUGCAACCUCUUUCACUUCCACCAGCAGUAUCUCUCAUUGUCUCUCCCUCAUCUCCUAUCUAUCUAUCUAUCUAUCUAUCUAUCUAUCUAUCUAUCUAUCUAUCUAUCUAUCUCUCUCUCUCUCUCUUUUAUAUAUAUAUAUAUAUAUAUAUAUAUAUAUAUAUAUAUAUACACCAUUUGAUAUCUAUCUAUCUAUCUAUCUAUCUAUCUAUCUAUCUAUCUAUCUAUCUAUCCCAGUCACUUUCAUAUCUAUCUAUAUAACUAUCAAUCUAAUUAUCUAUAUAUUUAAGUCUCUUAUAUUUCUCUCUGCCUCAGUUUCUUUAAUAUCUAUCUAUCUAUCUAUCUAUCUAUCUAUCUAUCUAUCUAUCUAUCUAUCUAUCUAUCUCAGUCCCUUUCAGAUCUAUCUAUCUAUCUAUCUAUCUAUCUAUCUAUCUAUCUAUCUAUCUAUCUAUCCCAAUCUAUCUAUCUAUCUAUCUAUCUAUCUAUCUAUCUAUCUAUCUAUCUAUCUAUCUAUCUAUCUAUCCCAGUCCCUUUCAGAUCUAUCUAUCUAUCUAUCUAUCUAUCUAUCUAUCUAUCUAUCUAUCUAUCUAUCCCUCUUUAUGUCUUUCAUACAUUAUUUCUUUUGUAAUGACCAAAAUCAAUUAACAGUCACCCCUCAAACCGAACAAGUUCUUGUUUUAUAUUUUUCUCUUGCUCCAGUUCUGAAUCUUUAUUUCUUUUCUUUCACACCGUCACUCUGUCUAUUUCACUCACCAUCGAACAAAAUAUUUCUUUUUCUUUUUUUUCUUUUUCUCCUGCUCUCUUUUUGUUCAUUGCUUUAUUUCAUUUUCUUUUUUCUCUCCCUCUAG